Molecule: messenger RNA, 2373 nt
Organism: Aphidius gifuensis
Lineage: Eukaryota; Metazoa; Arthropoda; Insecta; Hymenoptera; Braconidae
Product: frizzled-4
Exons: 6
Coding region: 526-2373 (615 amino acids)
Biological process (GO): canonical Wnt signaling pathway; non-canonical Wnt signaling pathway
Cellular component (GO): plasma membrane
Molecular function (GO): Wnt-protein binding; Wnt receptor activity
Source: RefSeq, a predicted model, not a curated record
GUCAUCCUGCUUUGCCGUGCUCUGCUCCGAUCUUCAGUACUUCUCCGCGUUUUAAUCUCAACGCAUCUCUUUCAAUUUUUUUGUUUUUUUUUUUCAUUAUUAUUAUUACAAAACAAUAGUAUUAUUAAUAUUCAGUUUGCAUCAAUUCUUGCCGGACGUAAACAAUUUAAAAGUCAAUUUUUAAUAAUAAAAAUACAGCAUCCAUGAUGAUUUUCCGGAAAGAAUUUUAUCAUUUAUUUAUUUAACAUUAGAUUAUUUAAUUUAAGAUAUAAAAAUAUAUAUGACAAGUAUAAAUUUAACUUAUCAUUUAUUAUCGUAAUAAUAAUGAUUAUAUUUUUAAUAUAAUUUGUGAGAUAAACACACGUGUAUGUUGAUUGGUUGUUGUUGUGCUAAACUGAAAUGUGAUCACUUGUGUUUUGUUUAAUUGUGCUAGUUAAAUUUUAUUAUUUAUUUAGUGUAUUAUUAUUUUAUUUGAUUAGUGAAUGUUUAUUUAACUUAAAAGUGAGAUAAAUAUUAUAAUUUAAAAUGUUUUGGUGGCUACUGUUAUUGUUGAUGAUGAUGAUGACGCAAAGUGGAUUAUCAACUCAUGGAGUUUGUGAACCAAUUAGAAUUGAAAUGUGUCAACGACUUGGUUAUAAUGUAACAACAAUGCCAAAUCUUGUUGGUCAUGAACUUCAAACUGAUGCUGAUUUUACACUCAAAACUUUUAAGCCACUUAUUGAAUAUGGAUGCAGUGGUGAAUUACCAUUAUUUUUGUGUUCAGUAUAUGUACCAAUGUGUACAGAAAAAGUACCAUCACCAAUUGGACCAUGUCGUGGUCUUUGUGAACAAGUACGUGAUCAAUGUUAUCCUGUUCUUGAAGGUUUUGGAUUUCCUUGGCCAGCUGCAUUAAAUUGUUCAAAAUUUCCACCAAAAAAUGAUCAUCAACACAUGUGCAUGGAGGGUCCAGGUAAACCAGGACCAAUGCAUUCAAAACCGAUUGGAGGAUGUACUGGUUAUGCUUAUUCAGAUAAAUAUAUAAUUAUUAAUCGUACUGGAAGAUGUGCACCAAUAUGUGAUGCAAAUAUAUUAUGGUCAACAAGUGAUAAGCAAACUACUGAAACAUGGAUGACUAUACUUGUUAUCAUAAGUCUUGUUUCAUGUGUUACUGCUGUCGUUAGAACAUUUAUGCCAGCAACAAGUCGAUCAAGUACUGGAGAAACAGCAAUAAAAUGGUUAACAAUUUGUCAUGUAAUUGUUGCUAUUGGUUAUUUAGUACGUGUUAUUGUUGGACGUACAAAUAUUGCAUGUUCACCAACAUCAACAUCAUUAAUGUCAAAAAUUUCACAAGAACAAAUUAUUCAUCAACAACAUCAUUUAACACAAGAUGGUCUGUCAAAUGCAUACUGUGCAAUUGUGUUUAUAUUUCACUAUUAUUUUGGCAGUGUUGCAAGUGCAUGGUGGGUCGUUGUUUGUGGAUGGUGUUAUCAAUCAAUUAAAAAAUCAAUUCGUAUUAGUGAUGGAAAAGGUACCAAAGAUGAUUUUGGUCCAGAAAAAGGUUGUUCAAAAUUAGGAGCAUUUGCUGCUUGGAUAUUACCAGGUGUUCAUACAUUGGCUGUAUUUAUAACACGUGAUGUUGAUGCUGAUGAAUUAACUGGUAGCUGUUUUGCUGGACAACAAAAAACUCGUUCACUAUUAUUUUUAGUAUUGAUACCACAAUUUUUAUAUAUAACAAUUGGACUAACAUUUUUAAUAUGUGGAUUAGCAACAAUGUUAUUUCGUCGUCCUCCAAUAAAAACAACAAUACAACCACAAAUUAAUCAAAUUCAUACAAAUCCAUUAGUACGACAACGUGAAUUACGUUCACCAAUUGAUAAUCAACGUCAACAAAAAUGGUUAUUACGUCAUGUUUGUGGUUUUGCAUUAACAUAUUUAAUUAUAAUGAUAUUAUUAUUAUGUAUAACAACAUAUGAAUGGUUAAAACGUGAUUCAUGGUUGGUAUCAUCAAAACCAACUGAUACUAAAUACGAGCGUUCACGUCCAUCAUUUUAUAUAUUUUUAUUUAAAUUAACAUUGACUCUGGGAAGUGGUGCAGUUGCAGCAUUAUGGAUAUUACUACCAAGUAUUACAAAUAUAUUAUGUAAAAUAUCACCAUACAAACAAUCACCACAAAAAUGUUAUCCACAACAAUGUAAUUUAUCUGUUACACAUUGUUAUACACCAACAUCAACGACAUCAUUACCACAUCAAAAUCAACAUUUGGGAUAUAUAUCACCAUCAUUUAAUUCACACUACUCACAUAAUCAUCAACGAUCAAUGAGUCUACCUCAUAGAAGUCAUAAAAAACCAAGAAAACACAGAAAAUAUCACAGUGGUAGCGAAACACAAGUCUAG